Molecule: messenger RNA, 1590 nt
Organism: Penicillium manginii
Lineage: Eukaryota; Fungi; Ascomycota; Eurotiomycetes; Eurotiales; Aspergillaceae
Product: C2H2 zinc finger protein
Exons: 1
Coding region: 1-1590 (529 amino acids)
Biological process (GO): regulation of transcription by RNA polymerase II
Molecular function (GO): RNA polymerase II cis-regulatory region sequence-specific DNA binding; DNA-binding transcription factor activity, RNA polymerase II-specific
Source: RefSeq, a predicted model, not a curated record
AUGACUUCGGAAGUAGCCAUCGCCUUGGUUCGUCCACCCAUCGAGGCUGGCGCGAAACCUUCUGCCUCCAUGGCGGUAUUGAUGCACUCUAACAACGAGACUGUCGCCAUCUCAAACUCCAUUUCUGCUUCCUCUACCUCUCUCUCUAGCCCGGAACCCAUCGCCUUUCUCAAAGGCCACUCAAAACCCGAUACCAAUUUAAGCUCCAUCGCCAGCGCCGGUCUACACGUCUCGCGAUCUCAACCCCCUCAGAUGACAAGUCCAACGACGAUGCCGGCCGACCGGCCGGCAGAACAAGACCGGGAACCCGAAAGAAACAACACACAGGUUGCCCGCGAAGCAUUGGGGGCCAGCGAGAGGUCACCGGCCCCCUCCAUCCACGAGCCUUCGAUUCACGCAUCGCCGGAACAGAUGCAGGUCGACUCACACCCAAAUGACCCGGCGUCAGACCCUUACAAAUCAAUCGAUCAUAAUUCGAACUCUCUCAUGCAUACAUCAACCGUCGCGAGCCCAGGCCCCAUUGAAGACUCAGCCUCCCAGGAUGGCGAUCGACCGCGUCCUCGGGCGGUCUCGGAUCUGGAGCAAGAGAGCAACAAAGCUUUUUCGUAUCCUAUGCCCAGUGGCGGUCCAGGAAUGCUGGCGGCAAACAACCCACCUGUGAAUGCUCGUCGUCCAAGUCUUAGCGAUCCGCGCCGUGGACUUAGCUUGCCAGAUGCGGGCUACAACAGAGGGAGCCCGCGCUCGCCGUCCGCAAAGAAGCACCGUUGUCCCUACUGCGCCACAGAGUUCACACGACAACACAACCUCAAGAGCCAUCUGCUCACCCAUAGCCAAGAGAAACCAUUUGUCUGCCAAACCUGUCAAUCUCGCUUCCGCCGAUUACACGACUUGAAACGACACACCAAACUCCAUACAGGCGAGCGCCCUCAUAUCUGUCCAAAAUGCGGGCGUCGAUUUGCUCGAGGCGACGCGCUUGCGCGCCACAAUAAGGGUCAAGGGGGUUGUGCUGGUCGUCGAUCAAGCAUGGGUAGCUUUGCAGCAGACGACGACUACGGUGACGGCAACCCGGCAGAUGACGCAAUGAAUGGAUUGGUCUACGCCGAGCCAGAGCGAAUGGACGAGGAGGAUGAGCGACGACUCAACAUGCCGGGCAUGCGCAAGUCCGAUGUUGAUUCUCUCUCCAGAUCCGACUCUCUCCAGCCCCGCCUGCCCAGUACUUAUCCACCGAUCGCUGCUGGCCGUGCUCUCUACCCACCUCCAGGCUCGCACGGUGGAUCAGGAACAUCGACAGCGGCAACAUCACAACCUUCAAAUAUGACGUUCCCGCCCGCAGGUCAUACAUCCGGCUCGUCCAUUUUCACCCCAACAAAUGUCGGUGACAGCCCCAAGCCACUCUCCCCGAACUCCCUCUCGCACCACGACGGAAACACACAACCUCACCGCGCACACUCCCCCGGCAUGGGCCAGUCUUUGCCUCACCCUCAGUCAUCUUUCGCUCGCACAGCGCAGCCAAACCACGCCCCACCCCCCACCGGGCUUGGGCCUGCCAUUACCAACCGGAGCGCCCCAUCUUCCCCCGCCCGUUAUUAG